GACUAUGAUAUUCUAGCACUUCAAGAGCCCCAUCUGACCUUUCUCGGCCUCACAACCAGCACGCCCAACUGGCACGUCAUCUACCCAACGCCACACAGGGUGGAUGGGGCGGGCCGCUCGCGCUCAAUCAUCCUCGUCAGCACCCGCCUCUCCACCGGCUCAUGGUCCGCCAUCCCCAUCCAACACUCUGAUCUGACCGCCGUCUCCAUCCACUCCAACGCUGCCACCAUUCACUUGUUCAACCUCUAC
Trametes versicolor FP-101664 SS1 is the source of this 249-nucleotide messenger RNA. RefSeq lists its product as uncharacterized. Lineage: Eukaryota; Fungi; Basidiomycota; Agaricomycetes; Polyporales; Polyporaceae. The annotation marks the transcript as partial. The record is from RefSeq and is a predicted model, not a curated record. The transcript has a single exon.